CUGGUCGGUCACAGUUUCUGGCGGACGUUUUAUGGUGUUACACAGCAAUACCGGUACGUGCCAUUUUUCGUUUGUCAAACUGAGCACAAUGCUAGCCAGCAGCUAACAAAAUGAGUUUGUUUUUGGCCAAGUUGUCGUGCAAAAAUGACAUAGACGAGGUAAUAAAAACUGUCGCUGAAAAGGUUUUAGUUCUUCGGUUUGGCAGAGAUGAAGAUUCGGUCUGCCUGCAGCUUGACGAGAUUCUGUCCAAAACCACCCACCACCUGAGUAACAUGGCGUCUAUCUACAUCGUGGAUGUGGACUCAGCUCCCGUCUACACGAGAUACUUCGACAUCAGCUACAUCCCAUCUACCGUCUUCUUCUUCAACGGACAACACAUGAAGGURGAUUAUGGGUCUCCAGAUCACACCAAGUUUGUGGGCAGUUUUAAGACCAAGCAGGACUUCCUGGAUCUGAUCGAGGUGAUCUACAGAGGAGCUAUGAGAGGGAAGAUGAUGGUCCAGAGUCCCAUCGACCCUCAGAACAUCCCCAAGUACGACCUGCUCUACCAUGGGAUCUAACCCCAUCAUAACCAUGGGAUCUAAACCCCAUCACGACCUGCUCAACCAUGGGAUCUAAACCC
This is a messenger RNA of Salvelinus sp. IW2-2015, 622 nucleotides long. RefSeq names its product thioredoxin-like 4B (gene txnl4b). NCBI's taxonomy places the organism in Eukaryota, Metazoa, Chordata, Actinopteri, Salmoniformes, Salmonidae. Gene Ontology annotation, biological process: mRNA splicing, via spliceosome. The record is from RefSeq and is a predicted model, not a curated record. Gene Ontology annotation, cellular component: U4/U6 x U5 tri-snRNP complex; spliceosomal complex; U5 snRNP.